Monascus purpureus is the source of this 1255-nucleotide messenger RNA. The record is from the annotation of a GenBank genome assembly. NCBI's taxonomy places the organism in Eukaryota, Fungi, Ascomycota, Eurotiomycetes, Eurotiales, Aspergillaceae.
GGCCAAAUCAGUAGCCAACAAUACAGAGUGUGGGACCCUAAAACAGACGCCAUUUUUUCAACCAAUGACACUAUAUUUGAUGAAGAAUAUGAGGAUCCCACAACUACACCUCCACAAGCUACUGUUCCUGAAGAUCCAAGUACUCCUAAUAAAGAAGAUACAAACCAACCUGUUGAAGAUGAAGACCAGGAAAUAUGGCUUCGACCCGCCAAAGGCAUGUCCCUAGCCUAUCUCACCACUUCAACUACUCCUUCGUCUGAAGAUGACACGCCUACUUCCUAUAAGCAGGCUAUAUCUCAUCCUGAUGCCACCAAGUGGCAAGCAGCCAUGCAAAAAGAAGUCAACCAACUCAAAGAAAAAGGCUGCUGGCAACUUAUCCGCCGCUCUGACCUACCACCAGGGACCAAGGUCAUCCCUGGCCGGUGGGUAUACAAAAAGAAAGAAAUCCCUGGUACCCCUAUUACAAGGGACUACCAAGCUAAAGCUCGCUGGGUGAUCCGUGGAAAUCUACUUGACAAGGACUUCAUGGAAUCAUACGCCCCAGUGGUAGAUGAAAAUACCACUAGAACCCUUACGGCACUGGCCACUCUACUUGGCUGGCAUACUUGAAAGGCAGAUGCCAUCCUUGCUUUCCUAAAUGGAAAAAUGCCCACAGAUAAACGUGUCUUUAUGACCCAAGUUCAGGGAUUCAAAGAAGGCUCUGGAGACCUGGUUUGUGAACUCCGCCAGUCCCUCUAUGGACUGAUCCCAUCUGCCCGUAUCUGGUAUGAUACACUAAAUGCUUUCUUACGACAAAUUGGCUUCAAAAGCUCCGAAUACGACUCUGGUCUCUGGAUCCAUACCACCCGGACCCAACUCUAUGUGACUACCCAUGUGGAUGACUUCAAAGUCUAUGCUAAGCAUGAGAAUGAUGCCACUUGGUUUAUGGAGUCUCUUUCUGCUAAAUUUGACAUAAAAGAAGUUGGAAACUCUACCAAAUACCUUGGCAUGGCCACCUCUCAAUCCAAGACCACAUAUACUCUCUCCCAGGCCAAUUAUGCUGAAGACGUUGUUGCCUCUUUUGGCCAAGCACAAGCACACCCUGUUGGGAUCCCCAUGGAUCCUAGUUUAAUAAUUGAUGAUGACCCAGACCCUACAGUGAACAUCAAAGAAUAUCAACGUGGUGUAGGCUGCCUUACUUGGCUAGCCACCAAAACCUGACCUGAUCUUAGCCGGACAGUUGGCGUACUAUCCCAAUAUCACGCCAAACCUACCC